Molecule: messenger RNA, 1681 nt
Organism: Hippoglossus stenolepis (Pacific halibut)
Lineage: Eukaryota; Metazoa; Chordata; Actinopteri; Pleuronectiformes; Pleuronectidae
Gene: mns1
Product: meiosis-specific nuclear structural 1
Exons: 10
Coding region: 168-1637 (489 amino acids)
Biological process (GO): cilium organization
Cellular component (GO): motile cilium
Source: RefSeq, a predicted model, not a curated record
CGGAAGUGUCUCUACGAGCAACCGCUGCCACGAUCUGAGCUGGUCCUUACUGCUGCAGAGAGUCGAGCAGCGAAACUCCGUUUCAUUCAUUUAAAGUUGUUUACGAGUGUCAGAGUUGAGAGGAUUUUACUUAACGACGGCGGAGUUGAAGGAAAGUCACCGCCAACAUGAAUCAGUGGGUCAAUCGGAGGACCGUGACUAAGCGCCGCGCUCAGGAGCAGCAGAGGCAGGAUGACGCCCAGUUUGUGGCCAGAGACAGGCAUGUCCUGGCCGGCCUGAGGGAGGAGGAGAGCUGGGAGAGGAGGAGAGAGCUGCGGCAGGAGCAGGAGGAGUCCAGGGAGAGAGAGAUGGAGAGCGCUCUGCUCAAGGCAGAUGAGGACAGAAUAAACAGGGACAAACAACUUGAACAAGAGGAGAGAAUGGCUAAAGAGCUGGCUCGCAUCAACUUUGAAACACAACGAGAUGAGAAAAUGAGGCAGCACAUCAAAGAUAACAGUCUGGAGCUUCGAGAAUUGGAGUCGAAACUGAAGUCUGCGUAUAUGAACAAGGAGAGAGCUGCACAGAUUGCAGAACAUGAGGCCAUGAGGUGUGAGACCAUGCGCGAGGAGGCGGACUAUUCUCGCAAAAUGCGCGGCGAAAGAGAGCGAGCGGCUGUGGAGCAGCAGAGGCUGGAGCAGAAACGCCAAGAGGAGCUGUUCCAAUAUCAGAAGGAGCUCGAGCAGCAGGUCAUGGAGAGGGAGCACAGCCGACAAGAGGCCUACGAGGAGUUCCUUAAAGAGAAGCUCAUGGUGGAUGAGAUCGUCAGGAAGAUUUAUGAGGAGGAUCAGAUGGAGAGACAGCUGAAGCUGGAGAAGGUCAGAGCCACUCAGCAGCACAUUGAGGAAUUCCACAGGCAGCAGGCCGAGUGGAGACGCAUAGAGCGAGAGAGGAUGGAGGCCGAGAACAGGCGCAUCAUGGAGUUUAUGAACCAGCAGCAGCACAUGGAGGAGGACAAAAUGGCCAAGAUCAGAGAGACGGAGGAAGCCAAAGAGAAUCUUCAAAAAAUACUGACUAAGAGGAUCGAAGAGGAGAGUCAGAAGCGUGACGAGAUGGAACGAAUCCGUGAGGAACUUUGUCUAGAGGAACAAGAGGAAGCGAACAGGCAGAGAGAAGUUGAAGAAAUGGAGAAAAAAAUCAGAGAGAGGCUGACGAUGCAGCAGGCCUGCCAGGAGCAACUGGCUUUCAAAGAGAUGAAGAAGAGAGCGGAGAAAGAGGAAGAGGAGGCCUUCCGUAAGGCAAUGAUGGCUAAGUAUGCAGAGGACGAUCGGAUCGAGCAGAUGAAUGCCCAGAAAAGACGCAUGAAGCAACUUGAGCACAAACGCGAGGUGGAGAAAAUGAUAGAGGGCAAGAGACGACAGCAUCUGGCUGAUGUGGAACUGGAGGUCAAAGAAAGAGCGAUGGAGCAGGAGAGGGAGGCGCAGCGGAGACAGAUUGUUGAAGAAGAGAGAAAGAAACUUCUGAAGCGUCACGCGGUUCAACUGCUCGGAUACUUCCCUAAGGGUUUGCUCCGUGAGGAUGACCUGCAGUACUUUGAUGAGGACUUCAGAAAUACCUUCAAACCAGUAGCUUCUGAAGACAGCUGGGAUGGUGAUGCUUAAAUGUGUUUCUUUCAGUCUGCCACUAGAGGGCAGUUCAAGGCUAC